AUGUUCAACCACCUCGCGCUGGUCUUCUUCGCGGCCGUGACCGCCCUUUUCGGUCAUUACAUCUCCGCGGCUCUCUUCUCUUCGCUCAAGAUCUUCCCCGGACCAUUCUGGGCGCAAUUCUCCAAUUUCUGGAGAUUCUUCAACGUCAAGAAGCACCACAAGCUUCAGCUCGACCUUCACCGCAAGUAUGGCUCUGCCGUCCGCUUCGGACCCAACGUCGUCUCAUUUUCCGACCCUGCCUUGAUUCGCACGCUGUACGACACAAGAGGCACCUACCCAAAGUCCGACUUCUACUCGCCAAUGGACACACUUCUGCCGUCCGGUGCCAUCGUGCAGAACAGCUUCGGGACACGCGACAAUACAUGGCACGGUCAGUACCUCAAGCCUAUCUCCGCCUUCUACCGGGACAUGAAGCACGUCUUUGCGCUCGAGCCGCAGAUCGACAGCACCGUCCAGCAUCUAUGCGAUAAGUUGUCAGAGCCAUGCGCUGGCAAGCCAGCUAGCGUGGAUCUCGAGAGGCAGAUCACAUACCUCGCAUACGACGCAGUAGGAGAGAUCACUUUCUCUUCGCGACUUGGAUUCAUCGACGGCAAGGGCGACGACGGGCAUAUAGACGCUGCAGUGGAUGCGGUAAAACACUUUGCUCGGACUAGUCAAGUUCCGGUUGUGGAUUGGUGGAUGACGAAGAACCGCUACGUCAACCUCGGGAAGGGGGGCUUCGGCUGGGCUGCGGACUUCGCCAUCGCCAGGUUGCAGCAACGGAUGAAGGAGAACGAAGAGCGAGCGAAGACCGGGGAGACCAAGGAGCGCCUGGACCAUCUCGACCUGUUCAUGCAGCUGCCGAGCACACCGCCCGAGAUGAUCGUCUCGUACACCAUGCAGAACCUGGUCGCGGGCGCUGACACCGUUGCAAUCACCAUCCAGGCCACCAUGUUUCACCUCCUCAAGAACCGCUCUGCCUACGACCGCCUCACGAAGGAUCUUCUCGCAGCAAACCUUUCCAUGCCCGUACAAUACAAGGAGGCCUGCUCAGUGGAAUACCUCGAAGCCGUCAUCAACGAGGGUCUCAGAAUCGCCCCGGCCAAUGGCAUGUCCCUCGAGCGAGUGGUUCCGUCGGGGGGGCUCACACUGCCGGACGGUCGUUUCAUCCCCGAGGGCACCCUGGUCGGCAUCAAUCCAUGGGUCGUGCAAAGAGAUGAGAAAAUCUACGGUGCGGAGGUUGACUCGUUCAAGCCCGAGCGCUGGCUCAGAGCGAGUGGCGAGGACGAAGCUGCCUUCACCCAGCGACUGCAAGGCAUGAAGUCGACCAUGCUCGCGUUCGGAGCUGGCAACCGUGUGUGUCUGGGCAAGAAAAUCGCGGAGCUCGAGAUUUACAAGACGAUUGCUACGCUGGUGGCGAGCUUCGAAAUCGCACUUGAAGACCCUAACGCCAAGCUCGAUCAGCCAAACUACUGGUUCACAUUCGUGGAGUCGCCAAUAAUGGUGCGGAUGCAGAAGCGGUGA
Messenger RNA from Anthostomella pinea, 1503 nucleotides. The record is from the annotation of a GenBank genome assembly. NCBI's taxonomy places the organism in Eukaryota, Fungi, Ascomycota, Sordariomycetes, Xylariales, Xylariaceae.